This is a messenger RNA of Eutrema salsugineum, 903 nucleotides long. Its product is annotated as protein AE7. The record is from RefSeq and is a predicted model, not a curated record. Lineage: Eukaryota; Viridiplantae; Streptophyta; Magnoliopsida; Brassicales; Brassicaceae. The transcript is spliced from 6 exons. Gene Ontology annotation, biological process: iron-sulfur cluster assembly. The coding region runs from base 120 to 596 and encodes 158 amino acids.
AGAGAUAAACAUACCAUCAUCGUCUUCUUCCUCGCUCCUCUCUCUAAUCGGAUUUAAGUUUUGCGCCAAAGUGCUUGAUCGAUUUCAGGUUCCGAUUCGUCUACUUCUUUAGGGGAUAAAUGGUUUCUGGGUUAAUUAACGAGAACCCAACUGUUUACGAGAAAAAAGAGCGUCGUGUUCGAACUGAUUCGAGCAAUACCGAUGAGCACUCUGCAGAACCAAUAGAUCAGCUUGAGAUUUUUGAUCAUAUAAGAGAUAUCAAAGAUCCAGAGCAUCCUUAUUCUCUGGAAGAGCUCAAAGUACUUACAGAAGACUCAGUUGAAUUGGAUGAUGAGAAUAGUUAUGUCAGGGUUACAUUCACUCCAACUGUUGAACAUUGUAGCAUGGCAACCAUUAUUGGUCUUUGUGUCCGUGUGAAGCUUCUGCGUAGCCUUCCCGCUCGAUACAAGAUUGACAUAAGGGUGGCACCUGGUACUCAUGCAACAGAGGCUGCACUCAACAAACAACUAAACGACAAAGAACGUGUGGCGGCUGCACUAGAGAAUCCAAACCUCGUGGAGAUGGUUGAUGAGUGUCUGCUUCCAUCAUUUGAGUGAUACUUGAUGCUCUCAGGGUACACUGUUAUCUAUGUGUCUGCUUUGUCUGCAAAGGUUUUGAUCGACUAGGAUUUAAUUUGUGUUCAGUUUCUUGGUUCAAUGAGUGAGAAUUUAUUUUAUGGAAUACGAUAUUGAUUUGAUCCUCUUCUUAGGGCCUAUGCUGUCUCAGAAAGGAAACUACGAGAACGAGAGGGAUAUUUUCUUGAUUCGCAUUCCUUUUCACUACUGAACUUGUUACACAUUUGUUUCAUUUCUUUUUAUGUUGAAUCGCAUUCUUUUUCACCAAUGAACUUUGUUACACACUUAA